CUAAACCUCGGGAUGCUUCUAUCUUCAAGCCUCAGAUUCUUAAGCUCAAAAUCUGGUCUAUAUGCAUUGCUUCCCCCUAUGCUUCUAAUUUCUUGCUCUUCUAUAUAAACCUCUGGAUCCUAACCAUUAUGUAAAACCCAUCACUACAUAAUCUUCCUACCAUCUUGUGUUCUUUAAGAUGGAAAGAAAUCAAUUGUUGAGGCAGAUGAACAGCAUGAGACAAUCAUUCUUUGAUCAGUUUCUACAGGGCUUCCUUGAUGAACAAUUUGUCCAGUUGGAAGAGCUGCAAGAUGAAGCUAACCCAAAUUUUGUCGAGGAAGUUGUAACUUUAUGCUACCGUGAUUCAUAUAGAUUAAUCCUCAACUUAGAACAAGCAUUACAAAAGAGCCCUCUUGACUUUAAUCAGUUAGAUAGCUAUAUCCAACAGUUCAAGGGAAGUAGUUCAAGUAUUGGAGCAAAAAAGGUGAAUGCUCAAUGUACACUUUUUAGAGAAUACAUUAAGGCUGGAAGUGGAGAAGGAUGCUUUAGGACUUUUCAUCAACUGAAGAAAGAACAUACAACUCUGAAAAGGAAGUUUGAAGCUUAUUUUCAGAUCAAAAGGCAAGCUGGUCCAAGUCAAAUUGCGAGUCGUCCCAAGUAAGAAAUGAUGGGGAAUCAAAGGCUAAGACUUCAAAGUUUAGUUGUUAAUUAAGUUUGGUAGAAUGUUUAUGAAAAUCAAGCAGAUUCAGUGGGAACUGAGGCCUUGGGAUUGUAUAUACGUUUCAAUUUCAAAGCUGUCUUAACUUUCUUGGUCAAAUGGGAAGUAAGCAAGUCUUUGCCUUCUUGUGAAUGGCUGUCUAAUAGACUGAAAAAUGGUCUUGAUGUGAUCAAUUGCUUAGAAUCAAAGUGCUUAAUUUUGAGUAUAGUGUAAUCCUCUAUUAUGAAUAAUUAACCGUGGUAACUAGUUCUAAA
Messenger RNA from Cucumis sativus (cucumber), 951 nucleotides. Its product is annotated as histidine-containing phosphotransfer protein 4. Bases 179 to 640 code for a protein of 153 amino acids. Gene Ontology annotation, molecular function: histidine phosphotransfer kinase activity; protein histidine kinase binding. Gene Ontology annotation, cellular component: nucleus; cytoplasm. Gene Ontology annotation, biological process: phosphorylation; phosphorelay signal transduction system; cytokinin-activated signaling pathway. The record is from RefSeq and is a predicted model, not a curated record. The transcript has 6 exons. NCBI's taxonomy places the organism in Eukaryota, Viridiplantae, Streptophyta, Magnoliopsida, Cucurbitales, Cucurbitaceae.